Messenger RNA from Lindgomyces ingoldianus, 519 nucleotides. RefSeq lists its product as uncharacterized. The transcript is spliced from 2 exons. The coding region runs from base 1 to 519 and encodes 172 amino acids. Lineage: Eukaryota; Fungi; Ascomycota; Dothideomycetes; Pleosporales; Lindgomycetaceae. The record is from RefSeq and is a predicted model, not a curated record.
AUGGUCAUGCUGGUAUCUCCAGAAGUCCCACAGUUUGCGAUCGAAAUCAGGUCUAGAGACAAUCAAGACGUCGCCUUCUACUAUGUUGAAGCAGCUGUAGGGGCAUAUGACCGGAGCAAAUGGGCGGUAGAUCUCAACAUCUUGAACGUUUUUAAAUAUCCUUUCUCCCGGAUUAUGUCGGAGUGUAAGAAGCCCUACAAAUAUCCCUUACUGCGAGAAGAAUUUCACAAGGUUGCGUCAAUCGAUAGCUGGGAAGGGCUGCUUUAUAACCCACCCGAUGUCAGUGCUAUGCGCGCAAGAGGAAAUUGGCAAGCCAAGCUUGCCGCGACCGCGUUUUCUAUUCAACAGGGAUAUGAGACGCGUAUUGUCCCGGACAAAACGUAUUGGACGUGUCCUUUAUCAUUGAGGAGAAUCCCACGAGCCAGUGGGAAAAAAUCCUAUGACGCCGUUGCAUUCCGUAGAGAAGGAUCUGACAGAGAGGCCGAAGAAAUCGCUGAAGCUCCCUCUACAAGGGAUUAG